AUGAGAAAAGAAAGAGAAGAGAGAAGAAGGGUAGAAGAGGAAUGGAGAGGAGAGAGGAAAAAAUGGGAGGAAGAGAUGAGGGAGCAGAAGGUGAGGAGAGAAAGGAUAGAGAAAAGAGUGGAGAUGAUAGAAGAAAAGGAAGAUAAAAUGCAGGAGGCGAUAGAGAAGGUAGGGAGAUGGGAAAGUGAAAGGGAAAGGAGGAGAAGUAAGGAUAUGGCGGGAGAAAAAGAAGCAGAAGAAUAUAGAAAAAGAUUGAGAAGGAUAGAAGUAAAACAAGAUAGGAAAGAGAGAGAAGAGAGAAG
This is a messenger RNA of Dufourea novaeangliae, 302 nucleotides long. RefSeq lists its product as uncharacterized. The transcript has a single exon. NCBI's taxonomy places the organism in Eukaryota, Metazoa, Arthropoda, Insecta, Hymenoptera, Halictidae. The annotation marks the transcript as partial. The record is from RefSeq and is a predicted model, not a curated record.